AUGGAAGCCCAGCGGCCACGCGUGGAGAUCGACUACUCUUUCCUCAAGACCGACGGCACGCGGGCCACUGAGGGAGAAGCUGCGGAGGUUAUAUUGAGUGCGUGGGACGAGUCCACGGGAAUGGCAACGGCGGCCUCUUUGCCAGCCAAGAACCACGACCUUGGGUAUGUGUGCCGGUGGCUUGGCGAGUUCAUCGCCAACUUGGGCCAUGUGAAGGUGACGAUCCGGACUGACGGCGAGCCAGCGAUCCUCAACAUUGCCCGCAGGCUGGCCGACACCCUCAGGAGCGACACAAUGGUCGGGGCCAAAGGGAUCCGGGCCACCUUGGAGACGGCAUUUAGGUACUCAAGCCAAUCAAUGGGCGGCGUGGGCUCCUUCCAGCACACCUUGAAGACAGAUGUGCUGACCCUAAGGUACGACGUCGAGAGCCGUUACAACUUUGCUUUGAAUCCGGGCCACAACCUUUGGCCUUGGAUGGUGCGGUGGGCCAGCUUCAUCCGGAGCCGCUUCGGGGUGAAGGCCAACGGGCGCACGGCCUACCAGGACGCCUUCGACACAACCUUCACCGGGGAUAUCCUCCCUUUCGGCGAGACGGCUAUGUUCAGGAUGCCAGCAAGCAAGACAGGAGCGGUGCAAGGGAGAAAGCGGAUCUUGAAAGGAGACAGCCUGUGGCGCCAAGGGAUUUUCCUGUCCCUCCGGCGACUUCCUCCAGGACAGCGUGCCGGGAAAGAGCUCAUGGCAGGACCACGGCGACUUUCUACCACCACGGGCGGCCGGGAAGCCUUGGCAGCCGGGGAGACACCAGAGCACACCGCGAGCCAAAGGGGAGCAGACCUUGCUGUUCCACCAACGCCGGGCGAUGUGCCGGGCACACCGCCGGUGAGGGCGGCAACACCGAAGUCCCAGACAGACCGAGCAGAAGGAGCACAGACAGACCAGACAGAAGGAUCACAGACAGACCGGGCAGAAGGACCACAGACCAGACAGACUCCGUUGAAGUUGCCGGCAGCCAAGCAUGGACGCAAGGAGCGCGACGUGGCGGAGAAGGAACGCAGGGACACCGAGGAUGCCAAGAUCAGAGCAGAGUCUGUCUCGACAGGUUCUGGAGUUAAGCGUGUCCCAGCCGAGGCCGUGGAAGAGCUCGAGGAGCACGAGGUGGGCCAGCCGGACAUCGAGGACGACUGGGCCGAGGACGAUGAGGAGGAGCUGGACACCGACGCGGCAGAGUACGAGCAGGAGGUGCGAGAGGGCAAGAACAAGGAGCUCAGCAAGAUGGACAAGUACGACACCUACGAGCCCCGGCCGGCAUCUGAAGCAGAAGGCAAGAAGAUCCUCGACAGCACUUGGGUCGUGACUCGCCGGCCGACGGGGGAAGUGAAGUGCCGCUAUUGCUUGAGAGACCUGAAGCGGGGCAAGAAGCGUGAUGAUGUUUUCGCGGUUGCCUCCUCCCAGGCGACGGCGCGAGUGAUCGACACCGUGGGGGUCAAGAAGGGCUAUGUGUUCUUCACUGCCGACGCGGAGAAUGCUUACUGGCAGGUGCCCAUCAAAGAGGAGGUCUUUUUGUGGCCCCCGACCGAGUGGAUCGAGCAGCGCCGGGCCCAAGGACUUCCGUGUGACGGGCUAGUUUGGAAAUUGAAGAAGGAAUGGUAUGGCCGGCAGAUCGCCGGGCAAAGCUUCGUGGAUUGGGCAGCCCAGCAAGCUGGAACCGAAGGGUUCGACAGGUGCGCGGCAGCACCCUGGUUCUUCUACAAUGCGGCCAGGGAUGCAAGCAUGGAAGUUCACAUGGACGACUUCUACAGCACAGCCCCCGAGCGCGAGGCGACAGAGUUCCUGGAAAGCCUGAGCAAGAAGAUUGUGAUGAAGUACAAAAUUCACCGCCCAGGGGACACCUUCGAGCACCUCAAGCGCAUCAGGACGGUCCACGAGGAUGGCAUGAUGGUGAAAGCCAACCCGAAGUACCUGCAGGCCCAGACCAAGGACCUUAAGCCGGACGUUUUCCUCGACGAGCAGAAAGCGUUUGAGUACAGGAGUUGCGUGGGGAAGGCCUUGUACCUUUCCUUCGACAGGCCAGACUGCCAACACGCAGUGCGCGAGCUCACCAAGCACAUGAAGCAGCCGACGGCCGAGGCGAUGAACUCCUUAAGGCGCCUGGCCCGUUACUUGAAGGGGACCUGCGACAUGGGUGGAGUUUUCAUGGUGGGCGGCUGCUUGGUUGGCAGCUACAGCCGGGGCUUGGCAAUGAUCUGCCUCAGCUCUGGCGAGGCCGAGUUCAACGGCGGGGUCAUGGCGACGAGCGAGGGCAUCUUCUACAAGGAGGGCGUGGGGAAGAUACGCCACCUGGAGACCAAGGCACUUUGGGUGCAGCAGGGCCUGAAGGAAAAAAAGUUCAGCUUGCAUGCCAUCUCCACCGAGACGAACCCCAGCGACAUCCACACCAAAAGCAUGGCAGCGGCGAGGUUCGAGAUCCUUCGCAAGUUGCUGGGGGUGAUCAACGACGAGGCGGUUGAGAAGGCAGCAAGGGCAACCCUUCUUUGUGGGAUGCUGGUUGGAAGCGUUCGGAACCGAGUGCCCAGAACAGCUGGCGGCGGCACCCUGGCAGCCAUUCUGUUGGCAGCUGGGACUGGCACGGCACAUGGACAGGGCCUCCAGCCAGGGGGGGCCGGGAACAUCAAGCUGUACCUGAGCGCGGACCUCGAUUACACCAAGGUGAUCCUGACGGCCCUCUGUUGCAUCAUCGGGAGCAUUGUGCUUUUGCUCUGGUGGUGGUGCAAGCCUAAGAAGAAGAAGAAAGUCGGGGUGUAUGAAGACGUGUACCCCGUGGCCCAGAUCGAGGGGCCCUACAUCUUGCGCACCGGGAGCCGAAUGCACACUUUGUCAAGUUGCCCACACGUACAGGGGCGACCAGUGCGAACUUUUCCGAUCUGCGAGUAUUGCCACAGGCAUACGGUGCAGAAGUAUGAGAAAAUCGACUGA
Messenger RNA from Symbiodinium sp. CCMP2592, 2973 nucleotides. NCBI's taxonomy places the organism in Eukaryota, Dinophyceae, Suessiales, Symbiodiniaceae. The record is from the annotation of a GenBank genome assembly.